AUGUCCAAGGAUAGCCCCAGGUUGGGCAGGCUGGGUGUGUUAGCGCCCGCCGCGCUAUCGGCUUGUAUGGAUGCUUCUGUAUUGGCUGUACCCGCCGCUGGUGCUAUAGUAUCCACAGUCCUUAAGGAACUCAGCAAGGCUUUCAUGUUAAAAAAAUGGUUCCAUGGCGUUAUGUCAGCUAAGGAAGCCGAGCAUUUGAUGAUGGAGAAGGGUCGGAACGGGUCGUUUCUGGUGCGAGAGUCCCAGGCUCACCCUGGCGAGUACGUACUAUCUGUGCGUGUGAGAGGUCGAGUCAGUCAUGUUAUGAUCAGGAAACAGCAAAACAAAUACGACGUAGGCAGCGGUGAGCAGUUCGAUGAUCUGGUGGGUCUGAUAGAACAUUUCCGAUCCUAUCCCAUGAUAGAGACAUCUGGUGACGUUCUACGUCUUCUGCAACCAGUCAGCGGAACCUGUCUCCGCGUGCAUGAUAUAGAUCAGAAAGUACAGCAAAUGGAUAAUUUCCAAAAACCCGAUCAGAGAAACGGUUUCGACGGCGAAUUUCAAUCGUUGAAGAUGGUUGAGGACAUGCACGUAUUUACAACGACCGAAGGCAUGAAGGCGGAAAAUUUUAAUAAGAACAGAUAUCGAAACAUUUUACCUUAUGACCAGACGCGUGUGCUACUGCGUGGACGUGACGGUCGCACUGAGUCAGACUACAUUAAUGCUAACUACAUUCGUUCGUCCAGGCUGAGUGAUUCCUCUAGUUCAGUACAAUCUUCCAACGAAAGUCUGAACAGUGUCAAUUCUUUAAUUCUUGGUCUUGACACAAAGAGAACAGUUCCGCUAGUCACCAAAUCCCUAUCAGAAGAGGCGCUAAGAGAUGUUAAAAAGAGUAUUAAAUUGGAGAGGAUUAACAGAAAUAUAUACAGAAAUAUAGUGAAAGAGAAAAUAUACAUCGCAAGUCAGGGCUGUCUCUCAAAUACUGUUGAUGAUUUCUGGAGAAUGCUUUGGCAAGAGGACGUCAGGGUUAUAGCAAUGAUCACAAACGAAUAUGAAAAGGGAAAGAAAAAAUGCGAGCGUUACUGGCCAGCAUCAGGCCAAGAAGAGCGUUACGAUGAUCUGAUUGUAAAAUCAAUUUCUGAGACAUGCUACGAAGACUAUACUUUGAGAGAAUUUGAUGUAAGCGAUAAAAACAUCUGCAGGACCAUCUACCAGUACCAAUAUACGUGUUGGCCUGAUCACGGCACACCAGCUGAACCCGAGGGCGUGCUUUCCUUCAUGGAAGAUAUUAAUAGGAAGAUGUACCAAAUAUCCCAACAAAAAGAUGUACCGGAACAGAAUGUGCUGUGUGUGCACUGCUCAGCAGGAGUUGGGAGAACCGGAACCUUUAUAGUAUUAGAUAUGCUUAUUGAUAAAAUAAAGCAAACUGGUUUUAACUGCGAAAUAGACGUCCAUAGCACGGUGAAGUUGGUGCGAGCUCAACGAAGUGGGAUGGUUCAGAAUAAGGCGCAGUACAGAUUCAUAUAUCUCGCCUUGCAAAGUUACAUAGAUAAUAAUAAUAACGUUAAAUUAAAAAGGAAAGUCAUCCUGUUACCAUUCCUACGAAACAUGGUCUUUUAA
Danaus chrysippus (African queen) is the source of this 1599-nucleotide messenger RNA. The record is from the annotation of a GenBank genome assembly. Lineage: Eukaryota; Metazoa; Arthropoda; Insecta; Lepidoptera; Nymphalidae.